Molecule: messenger RNA, 522 nt
Organism: Pneumocystis jirovecii RU7
Lineage: Eukaryota; Fungi; Ascomycota; Pneumocystomycetes; Pneumocystales; Pneumocystaceae
Exons: 7
Coding region: 1-522 (173 amino acids)
Biological process (GO): tricarboxylic acid cycle; mitochondrial electron transport, succinate to ubiquinone
Cellular component (GO): mitochondrial envelope; membrane
Molecular function (GO): heme binding; ubiquinone binding
Source: RefSeq, a predicted model, not a curated record
AUGGUGCAAAGAAACUUGAUUACUUUAAGAAAUUUAAAAAAUAUUCCUUCUUUUACAUCUAUUCUCUUUGGAACGGCAAAAUUUCAUAGCAAGCACCCUACAUGCUUUAAAACAUCUUUUAUAAGACAAGGACUUGGUCCAGCACCUCCUCAAAUCGUUAUUGGUUCAGUAAAUGAUCCUUCACCUGUACCUACACCGUCUCCUAUGCAUGGAAGCUAUCACUGGACAUUUGAACGACUUAUUUCUUUAUCUUUGGUGCCAUUAGUUAUGGCACCUUUUGUAGGUUCAAGUACAAAUCUCAUUCUUGAUGCAGGACUUUCACUAGCACUUAUUGUUCAUUCUCAUAUUGGGUUUGAUACAUGUAUUACAGAUUAUUUUCCUAAGCGAGAAUAUGGAUCUUUUUCUACAUUUAUGAGAUGGGUGCUACGAGGGGCAACAUGCCUUGUUUUUGCUGGGCUUUAUGAAUUCGAAACAAAUGACGUUGGAAUUACAGAAGGAAUUAAACGUAUUUGGAAAGCAUAA